CGGAGAGCUGCCGUCGGAGGAGCCGGCUGAAGAGAAAGGUAGCAGCCACGAGGAGUUGUAGACUGGCCUUUCUGCGAACUGAUCUCGGAGAUCCCACCACAACCUUCAGCAACCCCUAUGGCUCCUCCAGUUGCCUCUCUUAUCACCUCUGAUAGUUACCCUUACAUCUACCCUAAGAUCGCAGCUCUCGCCAUUGUUGUUGGUCUGCUGUUGAUUUUGAUCCGACGCAGCACUCCGGGACAGCGGGAAAAGGCUGAGAGAAGUGUUGUCUAAAGAAGAAAUGGCAGCUCCGCCAAGCAGCAACAGAUUCUUACUCUGUAGUUUACCACGAUAAUCCAUGAACCAGUGUAGU
Aspergillus saccharolyticus JOP 1030-1 is the source of this 352-nucleotide messenger RNA. RefSeq lists its product as uncharacterized. Bases 118 to 273 code for a protein of 51 amino acids. The transcript is spliced from 2 exons. Lineage: Eukaryota; Fungi; Ascomycota; Eurotiomycetes; Eurotiales; Aspergillaceae. The record is from RefSeq and is a predicted model, not a curated record.